Molecule: messenger RNA, 495 nt
Organism: Tribolium madens (black flour beetle)
Lineage: Eukaryota; Metazoa; Arthropoda; Insecta; Coleoptera; Tenebrionidae
Exons: 3
Coding region: 199-450 (83 amino acids)
Source: RefSeq, a predicted model, not a curated record
UCUUUACUUCAAGGAAAAUAAAUUAAAAAAUGAAAGGAAGGUAACUGGAAUUUCAAAAUUUUCAAUAAUUUCGUGCACUUCCAAGUAGUUUGUUAAUCUUUCAAAGGAGAGAUUAUUUUGAUUGAUGGUCUUUGCCACGAUAUAAAUAAUAGCCUCGCAAGUGAUUUACUCAAUUCGCUGGUUUAAAAGUGGGUAAAAAUGACACGACUCUUGACUUUUGUGAUUUUUUUAACCGUGCUGGUGGCAAUACACGGCGAUUCAUGUUCCGGAGCAAAAAAGGACUUGAGUGAAGUGAAAGCUGAAAACAUCAGGUAUUCACUUGAAGUCUACUAUCAGCUUUUGUUGUACAUUAAAGAGAAUAACCUCUUGGAUAUUGACAACUGUCCGAGAUGCAGGUGCUUCAGUGAUGGCACUUGCGUUGAUUUGUGCGAUGGUGGAAUAUGGCCUUGAGUGUAUUUUUCAUAUAUUAAACUAAAUAAAAAGGAUAUUUUAUAA